AUGCCGCGGAAACGCAACAAGGCUCUCGUUCCAGGCGUACUGUGGCGCCUGUUCCACCAUCGAGCACGAACCCUCUUAGACACCAUCAUAUCCUUGCUUCCUUCUCCGCCGCCGUCGCCGGAGAUUUGCCGCUGCCACGGCCGCCGUUGCCUUGGCUGCAGCCUCGACGCCAGGACCUUCCUCCUCCGACCAGAUGAUCCCUCUGAUUACCGCAGACUCCUUGCAAAAUGCUACAUCGUCGUUUCCGAAAACGCACCUUCAAUCACGUCCUUCAACCCACACUUCGGCUCGCGCCAAGAUCAGAUUGUGAAGAGGACCGUUGAACAAAUGCUGCAUCAAAGGCAACCAGCCUUUUCCAAUGUGUUGUGCUCUGGAUAUGAUAGGAGUAAAUGUUCCAGCCCCAUUGUGGAGCUUUUAUCCUGUUCAUCGUGGUGUCUCUUGUUAAGUAGGGUUGGAGAUGAUUUUAUGGUUUACCUACUAAGGAACACAUCAAUAUUCUUACCAGUUCCCCAUGGAAAACACCACCAGGUGGGAGGUCCUCCAAUCAGUCGCCUAUGCUUUGAUAUGUUGAAGUGUUUGCCAAAGUUUGGCUAUCAGCAUUCUUCACUUCAUAAAUGUGGAGCUCAAAAGAGAAAAAGAGCUGAUGUUGAUGACUUACCUGUAGAGAAACAAAAGUGCCAUAUUUCACACAGUAACAAUAGUCCUCUGGCCUUUUCAAGUAGUCUUGGCUUAAUCUGUCAGUCUUCAAUGCAACUGAGCAGGCACCAAGGGAGCAGGAAUUAUGAUGUUAGCAUCUCUGAAGAUCGUAAGUUAACAAGAACUGGAACUGUUACAAGGAAGUUGGAGUCAGAAGGGAAACAAGGCCCGAAUUGUAAUACACCUAAGCUUGGAAAGCGUUCUAGGCCAUUUAGUUGGCAGCGGCGAAGGUACAAAAAGCAGAAGGAAUUAACCUAUGAAGAAAACAGUCUAAAUACACAUUGCAAUAUGCUUCCUACUAAUACAGAUUGCUUGCAUGCUAGUUUUCAGCGUGACAACACCAGAAGCUAUGAUGCAAAACUACAGAUGUUGCGGCAAUGUUCUUGCUGUUUAAUCUUGCAAUCAGUUCCAACUGUUCCUAAGAGGACUGAUAUCAAAAGGCUAUCCAUUUUUUAUAACCUGGAGUCUUCAUGUUCAGUUCUUCCAAAGAAACAUAUUUUAUAUUCCUUAAGGCCAAAUUUGGCUUCUUCGAAGUAUCUCAUUGGCAAUAUUUUUGGCUUCUCAGACGUAAAUCCCAGUGCCCAGCCAAUGCCUUGUUUGCACAGAAGUGGUUCAUGUCUCAUUAACUUUGGAUGCCUGUAUCACUCUCUUGUUAAGUGGUUUAAGCAUCUCAUUUGUAGGACACGGUGUUGCCAGCAUACAGAGCUCUUGUAUAAGCAUUGUGUUGUUCCAUCAUUGGAUCAACAUAUGAUUGGAAGAUCUAGCUCCAGGCUUAAGGACAGUGCAUUAGAGACAAAAGUGCACAAGAAAUCUCAAGAAUGUGGUACUAGACAUUGUGCAGAUACUGUGGAAACAAUAGAUUCACAGUGUGAGGCAGUUAAGUCAUACUGCUCAAAAGGUCAAGUGGUAUCUUUCAUUUGGGCUGUAUGUAGAAGUUUACUUCCUUCUGAAUUACUGGGUACUCCUUCUAAUUGGAGAAUAAUGAGGAGAAAUAUUUCCAAGUUCAUAAAUUUGCGUCGAUUUGAGAAAUUCCCUUUAAGGCUAUGUAUGCAUGAACUGAAAACAUCGAGGUUUCCUUUCCUAACAAAUAAAUAUUUCUUGAAUAGCCAAAAUGCUUGUGUUCUAAAGUAUAUAGAAGGGCAAAAUAAAGAAUUCAGAAGUUGGAAUGAUGCUGUAUAUGGUGUCAAACGUAAGCUUUUGGAGAAGUGGAUCUUCUGGUAUUUCUCUUGUCUGGUUGUACCUUUGGUACAAGCAAACUUCUAUGUAACUGAAAGUGAUCAAGGGAAACAAGAUAUUUACUAUUAUCCAAAACCAGUUUGGGAGAAGUUGGCCGAUAGCACCAUUGCUUGCUUCAAAGACUGGAGAUACAGUUACCUGGAUGAUGUGGCUGUACAUAAUAUUCUUAAAGGCAGACCAUUUGGGUUUUCAAAGCUUAGACUUCAACCAAAAGAAAAUGGAGUUAGGAUGGUUGCAAAUCUGAAAGGUUCUUCUAGAAUGCCAUUACGUGUGUCCACUACAGGAGUUCAAUAUUGCAAAACAGAUAGGGAAGUGAAACACCAGAAAAUCAAGGGGGAACAUUAUCAGUCUGUGAAUUCUGUUCUUCGUGAUGCCCAUACUAUUCUAAAAGGAAUUCUGUUCAAGGAGCCUGAGAAGUUAGGUUCUUCCGUGUUUGACUACAAUGAUGUUUACAAAAAAUUGUGCGCAUUUUUGGUUGGCAUAAAGAAGCGAUCAGGAUCUAUGCCUGGUUUUUUCGUUGUCACAUCCGAUGUGUUGAAAGCAUUUGAUUCUGUUGAUCAGGACAAGCUGCUUGGCUUAAUGGAAAAUGUUAUACUGAAAGAUGAAUAUAUUCUUAAACAGUAUGAUCAAGUUGUUUGCACAAAGAAAUCUCUGUGGGUUCAAAAGCAAUUUAGAAUGCUGGAUGGAAGUAGCAACAUUGGCCGUACACGAUUCACUUCCUUUGCUUCCUUUCAUUCCCGACAUGCUGUCUUUGUUGACCAGGGGCGGUGGAAGCAGGUGAAAAAGAAAGUGCUGUUUUCAUAUCUUAUGGAGCAUGUGAAGCACAAUGUGUUACAAUUUGAUGGAAAAUUUUACUUGCAAGAUGUUGGUAUUCCCCAGGGAGGGGUUUUGUCUUCCUUGCUUUGCUCCAUAUAUUAUGGACACUUGGAGACACACACAAUAUUUCCAUUUCUUGAAAAAACACUUAAAUCUGGCAGUUGCAAGGAGAAUAAUGCUGAGCACACCAACUUCUAUGAUGAAGUCUCAUCUCCUUGUUACAUGCUAAUGCGAUUCAUUGAUGAUUUUCUUUUCAUAUCAACCUCAAAGAAGCAGGCAGCUAGCUUUUUUUCCAGGCUACAAAGAGGAUUUCGUGGUUACAACUGCUACAUGAAUGAGAAAAAGUUUGGUGCAAACUUUGAUGUAGAACAGAUAUCAGGAUCCCCAUUGAACAGGGUUUAUGUGGGUGAAGAUGAUGCUACUUCCUUUCUUAGAUGGAGUGGUCUUCUUAUCAAUUGCUCCACUAUGGAAAUUCAGGCUGACUACAUGAAGUACUUGAAUAACCAUUUAAGUUCAACACUCACUGUUUGCUGGCAAGGUAAACCAGGCAUUCAUCUGAAGGAGAAGUUGCGUCUCUUUCUAAGACCUAAAUGCCAUCCUAUAUUCUUUGAUUCAAAUAUAAAUUCAGCAGCUGUUGUCAGAUUAAAUGUUUAUCAAGUGUUUUUGUUAUGUGCGAUGAAGUUUCAUUGUUAUAUUCGGGAUCUAUCAGUCAUCUGCAAAUUUCCCAAAAGAUAUUGUGCAGAUAUUAUUCUGGAAUCUUUGAGAUAUAUGCACCUGCUGAUAAAGAAAAGGAUGCAUUCAAUGCGUCUUAAUUCAGAUGUGCAGCCCAUUCUUAAAUUGGAGAAGAAAGAAGUGGAAUGGCUUGGGUUUCAUGCUUACAUACAAGUACUAAAGAGAAAGGAAUCACGUCAUAAGGUGUUAUUGGCAGUUUUGAGGUCAAGGUUGUUAUCACAUAGAAUGUCUGGUAGAUUGUCACCUGAACUGAAGUAUGCGAUUAACACCAAAAACUCCUCUUUGCUUUGGGACAUCAAGUAUUAGUUCCUAAAGGUGAGAGACAAUCCUUCUCCAACAUGAUAGCGUGAU
Molecule: messenger RNA, 3831 nt
Organism: Abrus precatorius (Indian licorice)
Lineage: Eukaryota; Viridiplantae; Streptophyta; Magnoliopsida; Fabales; Fabaceae
Product: telomerase reverse transcriptase
Exons: 13
Coding region: 1-3786 (1261 amino acids)
Biological process (GO): telomere maintenance via telomerase
Cellular component (GO): telomerase catalytic core complex
Molecular function (GO): telomerase RNA binding; telomeric repeat DNA binding
Source: RefSeq, a predicted model, not a curated record